CGGCCAGCCGCUCCCCCCGCACCGCCUCCCACGGGCUCGGCGCCCAGGCCCGCCGCAGCUCCUCCAACCAGCCUCUCCCAACUCCCGGUCCCCGCCUCGGCGCGCCUCUUUCCAGGGCUGUCCCCCUCUCGCUCCAUCCUUCCCCACCCUCGCCUUUUCCCUCCUCUUUUAUGGCAUCUUGACUUAAGAGGAUGACCUGCCUUCCAUAACCUGGGCCGUAGCCGCCCCCCGCCCGCCGCACCCCGAAGCCUGGCAAGAAAAACACCCCCUUGUCUUCCGGUGGCAUUUAUUUAAAUAUAUUUUUAAAGCAUCACAAUCCUUGCAAAGUCUUUAAGAAGCACAGGAACAGGACCGCGGACCCCUGCGGACACCCUUGCCGAGCCCGGCGCGGUGCAGAACGGCGGCAGAUGCCUGAACGGGUCCGCUUCGCCCCGGCCAAGCGCGGCGAAGGCAGGAGCCAGACGCAAACUUCGGCCGGCUCAGCGCAUCACUGAUCCCCGCAUCCGGAGGACCCGCCUGCCCGAAGCCGGAGGACCACGCAGGACCAGCCAAGAGUCCCGAGUCUCCCCGACCCUUUCCGCGAAACCGGAUCCGUGCCCCGAAGCCGGGUGGGACAGCCAGGCACAAGAGGGUGAUAGAAAAUGCGGGGCUCCGGGCCCCGGGCUGCGGGACGCCGUCGGACCUGGGGUGGCGGAGGCGGUGGCGGCGGUGACAUCCCCAGCACCCCUGCAUCCCUGGCCGCCUGCUACUCCUCACCUCGCCGGGCGCCCCUCUGGACGUGCCUUCUCCUGUGCGCGGCGCUCCGGACCCUCCUGGCCAGCCCCAGCAGCGAAGUGAAUUUAUUGGAUUCACGAACUGUUAUGGGAGACCUUGGAUGGAUCGCUUUUCCAAAAAAUGGGUGGGAAGAGAUUGGUGAAGUUGAUGAAAAUUAUGCCCCUAUCCACACAUACCAAGUAUGCAAAGUCAUGGAACAGAAUCAAAAUAACUGGCUUUUGACCAGUUGGAUCUCCAACGAAGGUGCUUCCAGAAUCUUUAUUGAACUCAAAUUCACUCUGCGGGAUUGUAACAGCCUUCCUGGGGGACUGGGGACAUGUAAGGAGACGUUUAACAUGUACUACUUUGAGUCUGAUGACGCGAAUGGGAGAAAGCUCAAGGAAAACCAGUACAUCAAAAUUGAUACCAUUGCUGCUGAUGAGAGCUUCACAGAACUGGACCUCGGAGACCGUGUCAUGAAACUGAAUACAGAGGUCAGAGAUGUUGGGCCUCUGAGCAAAAAGGGAUUUUAUCUUGCCUUCCAAGACGUUGGGGCCUGCAUCGCUCUGGUUUCUGUACGGGUAUACUAUAAGAAAUGUCCUUCUGUGGUGAGACACUUGGCCAUCUUCCCUGACACCAUCACUGGGGCAGAUUCAUCACAGUUGCUGGAGGUGUCGGGCUCCUGUGUCAACCAUUCUGUGACAGACGAUCCUCCCAAAAUGCACUGCAGUGCUGAAGGGGAGUGGCUGGUCCCCAUCGGGAAGUGCAUGUGUAAGGCUGGCUAUGAAGAGAAAAAUGGCACCUGCCAAGCGUGCAGACCUGGGCUCUUCAAAGCCUCACCUCACAGCCAGAGCUGCAGCAAAUGUCCACCUCGCAGUUACACCCAUGAGGAAGCUUCAACCUCUUGUCUCUGUGAAAAGGAUUAUUUCAGGAGGGAGUCUGAUCCACCCACAAUGGCAUGCACAAGACCCCCCUCAGCUCCUCGGAAUGCCAUCUCAAAUGUUAAUGAAACUAGUGUCUUUCUGGAGUGGAUUCCGCCGGCUGACACUGGCGGACGGAAAGAUGUGUCCUAUUUUAUUGCAUGCAAGAAGUGCGACUCCCAUGCAGGGGUGUGUGAGGAGUGUGGCAGUCAUGUCAGGUACAUCCCCCAGCAAAGCGGCCUGAAAAACACUUCUGUGAUGAUGGUGGACCUGCUUGCUCACACAAACUAUACCUUUGAGAUUGAGGCAGUGAAUGGAGUGUCCGACCUGAGCCCAGACUCGCGGCAGUAUGUGUCUGUAAAUGUAACCACAAAUCAAGCAGCCCCCUCUCCAGUCACCAACGUGAAAAGGGGGAAGAUUGCAAAAAACAGCAUCUCAUUGUCUUGGCAAGAGCCAGAUCGCCCCAAUGGAAUCAUCUUGGAGUAUGAAAUCAAGUAUUUUGAAAAGGACCAGGAGACCAGCUACACAAUCAUCAAAUCCAAGGAGGCGAGCAUCACGGCGGAGGGCUUGAAACCGGCUUCGGUGUAUGUCUUCCAAAUCCGAGCUCGGACUGCGGCCGGCUACGGAGUCUUCAGCCGACGAUUUGAGUUUGAAACCACCCCAGUGUCAGUCGCAGCGUCCAGCGACCAGAGCCAGAUUCCCAUCAUCGCUGUUUCAGUGACUGUUGGUGUCAUUUUGUUGGCAGUGGUGAUUGGAUUCCUGCUCAGUGGCAGUUGCUGCGAGUGUGGCUGUGGGAGGGCUUCCUCCCUGUGCGCUGUUGCCCAUCCAAGCCUAAUAUGGCGCUGUGGCUACAGCAAAGCGAAGCAGGACCCAGAAGAGGAAAAGAUGCAGUUUCAUAGCGGGCACAUAAAGCUUCCAGGAGUGCGAACCUACAUUGAUCCACACACCUAUGAGGAUCCCAACCAAGCUGUCCAUGAAUUUGCCAAGGAGAUUGAAGCUUCAAGCAUCACGAUAGAGAGAGUCAUUGGAGCAGGUGAAUUUGGGGAAGUCUGUAGUGGGCGUCUGAAACAACCAGGGAAGCGAGAAUUGCCUGUGGCCAUCAAAACCCUUAAAGUGGGCUACAGUGAAAAGCAGCGCAGGGACUUCCUGGGGGAGGCAAGCAUCAUGGGGCAGUUCGACCACCCGAACAUCAUCCACCUCGAAGGAGUCGUGACCAAAAGUAAACCUGUGAUGAUAGUAACAGAAUAUAUGGAGAAUGGAUCUUUGGACACAUUUUUAAAGAAAAAUGAUGGACAGUUCACUGUAAUUCAGUUGGUCGGCAUGCUGAGAGGCAUCGCUGCAGGAAUGAAGUACCUUUCUGACAUGGGCUACGUGCACAGAGACCUAGCUGCUAGAAACAUCUUAAUCAACAGUAACCUUGUGUGCAAAGUGUCUGACUUUGGACUUUCAAGGGUCCUGGAAGAUGAUCCUGAGGCAGCCUAUACCACCAGGGGAGGCAAAAUUCCAAUCAGAUGGACAGCCCCAGAAGCUAUAGCUUUCCGAAAAUUCACUUCUGCUAGUGAUGUCUGGAGCUAUGGAAUUGUCAUGUGGGAAGUUGUGUCUUAUGGAGAGAGACCCUACUGGGAGAUGACCAAUCAGGAUGUGAUUAAAGCAGUGGAAGAAGGCUACCGUCUGCCGAGCCCCAUGGACUGCCCCGCAGCACUCUAUCAGCUGAUGCUGGACUGCUGGCAGAAAGACAGAAACAGCCGGCCCAAGUUUGACGAGCUAGUCAACAUGCUAGACAAGCUGAUUCGCAACCCCAGUAGUUUGAAGACGCUGGUGAAUACAUCAAGCAGAGUUUCUACUUUGUUGGCAGAACAUGGCCCCUUAGGGCCCGGGGCCUAUCGGUCAGUAGGGGAAUGGCUAGAAGCCAUCAAGAUGGGCCGGUACACAGAGAUUUUUAUGGAAAAUGGAUACAGUUCAAUGGACGCUGUGGCUCAGGUGACCUUGGAGGAUUUGAGGCGGCUGGGAGUGACUCUUGUUGGUCAUCAGAAGAAGAUAAUGAACAGCCUUCAGGAGCUGAAGGCGCAGCUGGUAAACGGGACGGUGCCCUUGUAACAGCCACUAAUGUCUCAGCUUCCAGAGACCAGCUCUGCACUUUGUAACAGCCUUGAGAUUUAUAUUAACAAAAAAAAAGGGAGAAAGGGAAAAUAGUGAUUUCUAAACAUCGCGAUGGCAUUGGUCUCCGCCACGGAAUGUAAUCAGUAUUUGUCUGAGAUCUCCAUUCCUUCCUCUUAGUGUCCUCUUCACUGAUCAUAAUGCGACUGUAACCUGCCAAGAGAGUCAGAACACAAGGCUAGAUAUUCUGUUCUGGUGCUGUGACAAAAUCCUUCCCACUUCUUCCACAAUGUUGUUAGUAAUAUAUAAUGUCACAACACCUUGACGGACUGAAUUCAGGUAGCCCUUUUCACAACUUCCAGGGAUCUAUUCGACAGGAAAAGUAUGAAAGCCAUCCGUGAGCAAGGAGGAGCUGCAGUUUACUGAAGUUUACUUCUGUUCUUAAUGGUCUACAUAACUGUACUGAAGAGCAAUAUGAUUAGAUUAUUUCUUAACACAUGGUUUAUAAUUUUACAAUGCAAUUACAUGGUGUUAAGUUAUAGGAACUAGUUUAUAAACAUGUUGCUUUGUCAAGGGAAUGUAUAAUACAGGGUGUGUAUUUAUUUUUCUUCAUUAUAAAUUUACUUUAUUUGCUCUUCUGUAGACUCUUAGAUGAUAAAUGUUUGUAUAUACUGUAUGAUUUGCAAUGUAUACAGGAGCUGAUUUAAGUUGAAUUUGUGUGUGUUUGUCUGUGUGUGUGUGUGUGUGUGUGUGUGUGUGUGUGUGUGUUUGCACAUUUAUGCAAUAUCAUUUUGGUUGCAUUUCUAAUAAUGCUUUAAGUUGGGCAACAGAUAGGAACAGGUGUUCUAGAGUAUAACUUGAAUAAGAUAAAUAGGGAAGCAGCAAAACAUUGUUCAAUACAAGCUGAUAUCUCUUUCUCUAUUCAAAAAAAGUGUCACGUCAUUCACUAACAAGAAGUAUGUCUGGGCUUAAGUCCCCUCUGGGCUUAAAAAAAAACAAAAAACACUUUGGGAUGUCUAUGACAGUUCAGGGAAUCUAGCCAUUAAUUUGGCACCUUUGUAAAGAAAUUUCACCUUUCUAAUGUUGCCGAAAAUAUCAUGUCAAGCAAAAUCAAAACAAUGAGCCCAUUCUUCUUUGUGACGCAGAAAGAUGUAACUGUGCUGGCUACUGCCAACAUCAUUAGAUCUAGGCACGCAGCACACUGUCUUCCCAUCGUGGCUCAUCUAUAGACAUGCUGAAACUAAAAAAGAGAUGGGAAAAGGAAAAUACCUUCAAAGUUAUCUGCAUUACCAGUCUUAAUAAGUUUCAUUCAUGAAUAUAUGUUGGGUAAUUUAGUAAUUACAUUUAAUAUUCUGUUUGUUGAAUUGAAUAUACUCUGCAGAAACAUUCUAAAGUUUUAUUAAGUUAGACUCAUUAAGGAAUAUAUGAUAUGAUCUUUGUAAUCUUGCUAUAUCAACAUCUGCUAAAAGGUGACAUGGGAAAAAUUAUAGAGUUUAUUAGGAAUUUCACAAAUAAUAAGAUCAUCUUGGUGAGAUUGAAAUGAGUUUGUAUUAUCAUACCUUAUAAAAUAUUGGAAUGCUGUACUAUAUUCAAGGCGCAGAGCACAUAAAUGUGAUAGGGACUUAGCAUGGUUGUCAUUGGUAUUUCUGAAUUGCAUGGUUCACAGGGCGUAUGCCUGUGCACCUUCUGUUUUGUUAUGGGUAUUUUUUUAUCUCUCUCUCUCUCUCUCCUCUGUCUCAUUUUUCCCUUCCCCAUCUGCCCAACAUGUGUUUAUACUUGACUGUUAGCAAAAAUAAGAACUUUUGUGAAAUGACAUUUUUCCAACACUCCUACCCUUUAAUUAAAAAGUAAAGGAACAUUUUUCUAAAGAAUAAAGAACACACAAAAUAAUAAGGGUAGGUGGACUUUUCAAAUUCCAUAUUGACUUCUGUCUUGGUAAAGAUGGUGGGCUCCGUGGGUUCACACAAGCUACACUUCAAGCAUGCUCUGUUCAUGUAAUAAGAUUUCCAUAGAAUGCUGAGAGAUGUCUUCCAAUAGUGUCUGGACAAAAUUCACAAAUGAAAAUGAUCAUUAUUACAAGUACAUUUGUAAAGUUAAGCAAACAUAAACGUAUUGAAACUUAUUCAUGUUUUAUAAAAUAAUUGAAGAUUGUCUUAUAUAGUUUUGAAAUUUGUAAAAUAACUUGAAUGUAAGUAAUAAAGUAGCAAUUGAGGUACUUCAAAAUCAGAAUAGACAGAGUGUGGACUGGCUCAGCUGCUGGGACUUAAAGAUUCUUUCUAAAUUAAUUUCCAAGUUUAUAUGUUCUUAAUUGUUUGUCAAGUAUAUCACAGUGACAAGAAGUUUCUGUGUUGAUUUCAUCUUUCUUUUACAUGAAUAUAGAUUAAUCUGAAUGAAAUUUAUUUUUCUCCUUUUCAAUCCAAGUAUUAAUUUUAGGAAAUAAUUCAAAUGAAGGUUAGCCACACAGCUUUGUCCAUUCCUCAAUUUGAAGUUUUCUAAAAUAAAUAAAUAAAUCAGAAAUGUUUUAGAACUGCCUUUAAGUCAGCUCAAGGAUGGACAGGUCCUGACUGUGUGACUUCUGACCUCAUUGGCCCAUUGAGAUGAUACCAAAGUAGCAGUGAUAAAACAUGGAUUCAAUAAUUUUUAUACAUGCCAUUGCUUUGUCAAAUACUAUAAAAUAUUAUUAUAAGUUAAAUGCAGGGACUUACUCUUAAUCAUGAAUACCAGCUGAAGUCACUCAAUUCUACUUUUGUAAAUCAUAAUUUGUGUCCAAUCUUGAAGUUUGCUGCCAUGUACACUGACAUAUCCGUGACUCUUUUUUGAAGUAUGUUAGUUGUAUGUAAAAUGUUGAAAUGUUGGUUUUCCACAUUUUUCAAAAUCUGUAAUGUGCAUAAUCUUUUGUUUCUUACACUUACCCACCAGUUCAGUGUUCUCAAGUUCUAGGUCAUGGCACAAUAUUUUGUUGCUGUUGUUUUUGGUAGGGCCUCACUGUAGUCCAAGUUGACCUGGAAGUCACUCUGUGUUCCCAGGUGGAGCUGCAACUCUUAGUAACCUCCCUCCUUCUGACUCCCAAGUCCAGGGAGUAAGCCAGACUAAAGGCAUGCACCACCAUGACCAGCCCUAUGUCCCCAUAUUUUAUACAAAUUUGAGAGUGUCCAGCAUUGUUGGUUUAGAAUCUCCCAGGCAAUAAAAAAAAUAUCCUUAACUCCAUUUUAGAAAGAGAUUUAGUUCAUUGUUGUGUCAUGGUGAAGGUGAAAUCUCACAAGCUUGAAAUGGAGCAACAAUAUCAGUGGAGCACCUGUAUAUCUGCAUGUUUGUUACUUAAACCCUAUGUGAAAGUAAAACCUCCUUAAGAUGACAUUUAUUUUCCAUUUAAGGUGGAUUUUCAGAAGCACAAGACAAGACAUAAUUCACCUUUGGGAGGUGUAUUGGUCAUAAUGGUACCUUGAUUGACAGAGUCAGGUGUAAAAAAAAAAAAUUAUUAGAUGUAUCAUGUUGAAUAGUAGAGAAAAAGAUCAUUUUCCUUUCAUUCUUUCUAAAGAUUAGGGGAAAAUCUAAAUGUUAUAAUAAAUUUUAUUUGUUCAAGUUCUACCAGAUGUUUAAGUUCCUCAUAAGUAUGAUGUAGGCACACUAUGGUGGUGCUGAUAAUAAUGAGUCAAAAUAGUACCAUUUUUUUGGAAAUUUGAUAGCUAAAAUAAGUUAUUUUUUAAAACUGCUGCACAGCUGGUUACAUUGAAUAUUUUUUCUCUAUUAUACUGUUAAUUAUAUAGUGAUAUAUCAAGAGAGCAAUAUGUAAGAACUUUCCUUUCAUUUCUGCUCACUUAUGAAAAAAAGUCUUUUCACACAUCAAUGAUUGAAUGCUCUUAUUCAGAUAGACCACAUAAUUGUUACUUAGAGGUAGUUGCCAAUUCUUGAAAAAAAAUGUCUAUUUAUAAUAACCACAAUUAGGUGUUGUUUUUUUCUCUAUAUGUGAAUGGAAAAAAAUUGAAGUUGGCAAAGAUAAAUCAUGUUUAUUCAAGCGGGGUGCUAUGAUAACUGAGUUUGAGUGGCCACAUAUUUGUGAAUAUUUAGACUGCUGAAGUUUUGAAAUUAAUUAUUUAAAGGAAUGUAAAUUGCAUUUGUAAUAGUCUGGGAAAAACCUAGACUGUGUCAUUAGUUAAUACAUUUGUCUCAACUUCUUAGUUUCAGACAGGUCAUAGGCAGCUGUGUGGCCUGAUUCUGUGACAGGAAUCAGAAUAUCUUCAGUCCCUGCCUCAGAGUCAAGGCAAAGACAGAUUAGCAUUUCUGUAUUACUUUCCCAUCUCAAUCUCUAUGUGCUUUUGGUUUGUGUACAUGUUUUUGUAGUGUAAGAUAUGAAAUUUUAUAUUUUUUCAGAAAAUAAAAAAAACCUUUGAAUACA
Messenger RNA from Jaculus jaculus (lesser Egyptian jerboa), 8166 nucleotides. RefSeq names its product EPH receptor A5 (gene Epha5). The coding region runs from base 642 to 3770 and encodes 1042 amino acids. Gene Ontology annotation, molecular function: ATP binding; protein binding; transmembrane-ephrin receptor activity. The record is from RefSeq and is a predicted model, not a curated record. Lineage: Eukaryota; Metazoa; Chordata; Mammalia; Rodentia; Dipodidae. Gene Ontology annotation, cellular component: neuron projection; plasma membrane. The transcript has 18 exons. Gene Ontology annotation, biological process: protein phosphorylation; cell surface receptor protein tyrosine kinase signaling pathway; axon guidance.